AUGGACAUGGACGAAUACCCACCCUACACGCCGAUGCCCUCCCUCAACCACGAGCUAGGGCUAAUGUUCGGCUUCCUCUCUCUCUUCAUAGUAGCUAUGGGUGCAUACAUAGCUCUCUGGCGCAUAUCCCAAACCCGUCUAUGCGCUCAAGACCUCGCCCGCCGCAGAGCCUACCACGAGAAAAACACCCCCCACGCACCCCUAGGAACAACAACCUCCGUAACAGCAGGUCUGCCUCCAAGUCCCGGCAAAGACUCAAAAUCCAAAGCAGAGGUGCAAGAAAAAAUGCUUGACCGUAUCGGUUUGCCUGAGAACCGUGCUGAGUUACCUGUCCAUGGGAUGGAGCUGUUUGGGGUUGGGAAGUGGAAUGCGAGAACACCGCAUAUCAGAUGUCCUUUUAGUCGGGCUACGCCGCUUAGUCCUGUUAGCCCUGCUAGUCCGCUUGGAAGCGGGACUGUGGAUGGAGCUGUUGGUUCUGUUAGUCCUGUUCGAGGUGAGGCUGGGCUUGGGUCUAUUUUUGGGAUUGCGUUGGAUGGGGGAAGGAGUUUGAGUCAGGGGUUUGGGUUUCGGUCGGCGAGUCCGGCUAGGAGAGUUGGGGGGAGGAUUGGACCGGUUGAGAUUGGGCCUGCGCCUAGUCGGGAGUAG
Molecule: messenger RNA, 645 nt
Organism: Penicillium coprophilum
Lineage: Eukaryota; Fungi; Ascomycota; Eurotiomycetes; Eurotiales; Aspergillaceae
Exons: 2
Coding region: 1-645 (214 amino acids)
Source: RefSeq, a predicted model, not a curated record